CGCUACCAACGGAACCACGCACCCAGACGCUCCGGCCGCCGUACCUCGCUGGUCCAGUGUUGCCUAUCCUUCCCUCUCUCUCUACGUGUGUCUCCAGCCUCCCUCUAGCUCUUUCCUCUCCUCUGGGACCCUUGCGAGAUGAAGAGCCCUAGCCCCCACCUGCUGGCUCUCGGGCUGCUGCUAAUCUGCCAAGGCGCCCCGGGCAUGAGGCAGGUGGAGUCGGACUACGCGGCGCCACUCCAGCAGCUCUCCACCUUCGACGGCUAUCGCUACUCCAACUACCUGGGGCCGGAUGGGUACAGAUUCUUCUACUCGCUGCCCACGAGUUCGAGGGCGGAGCAGCGAUCAGCCUCAGGGGAAGUGACGGGCCAGUACGCUUUCGUGGCACCAGAGGGCGACGAGUACCACUUCAAGUACGAGGCCGGCAACAAGGGCUACGUCGUGGAGAGCAACGCCCUGCCCACGCCCGUCCAGGACACCGAGGAAGUGAGACGCGCCAAGGAGGAGUUCUUCGCGGCUUACCAGAAGGCGCUCGAGAUGGCGGACUCCGACGAAGACAGCGAAGACUCAUCAUCGUCCGAGGAGUCUGAUGAGUACAGCGAGGAGAGCAGCGAGGAGUCUGGGGAGGAGGAUUCGGAUGAGGACUCGAGUGAAGAGGAUGAUGAUGAGGAAGAGUCGGAGGAAGAGGAUGAGGAAGAGUCUGGUGAGGAAGACGAGGAGGAAGAGGAAGAUGAGGAGGAGGAAGAAGAGGAGGAAGAAGAGGAGGAGGAAGAGGAAGAAGAGGAGGAGGAAGAGGAAGAAGGUGAGGAAGAAGAGGAAGAAGGUGAAGGUAACGAAGAGGAGGAGGAGGAAGAGGAAGAAGGCGAAGAAGGUGAAGGUGAAGAAGAAGAAGAAGGAGAAGAAGGAGAGGAAGAAGAAGAAGGAGGAAACGGAGGACGUGGAGACAAGGGGAAGGGAAGCAGACGAGGAGGACAGAGAACAGGAGGCAGGAGGAAGCUGGUCAAGGCUCGUCCCCUCUUCAAGGACUCUGGAUUCGGACAGAAGAUCGUGCGGCCGUACCCUUACAACUUCAGGCGGUGAGGUGGCGAACGCUUGCAACCCUCGCUGUGCCUCUCCCUGGGACCUAAUGACUCCCCCAAGCUAGUCAGAGGGAAAAUAGGUCUCGACGUUGCUGAAACCCUCCAUUACCCUCCCUCUUAGUGCCUUUUCUUCAUCGCCAACGCCAUCUAUUGCAACGAAAAACAGUUACACCUUCCCCAGGCUGCUCUGUCGUAAUCCUUCCUUUCCCUAGGCAUAAUAAGGAGGUUUUGAGCCUAUUCUUGACCUCCUACGAGUGCCUAAGGAUUACCAGAAUGCUACCCCUCUCCUUAAACCUGAAGCACAAGGUCGUCUGAGUCACAAUUGGCCUUACUGUAAAAAAAAUCCGCCCGCUCCAGUAAAAACAUGGGGCAAAGACCAAGACUUCCUCCCUCACGAAAGUCCAAGAAAGCCAUAAGGUUCAAAAUGAGAUAACCCCAAGAUUGCGUUGUGGUCCUUGGUUUAACUUACGAUAUCAGGAGAAGAUGUUAAGGUUCUGGUAAGGAAAACUGAUACACGAGAUACGAAGUUAGUUUCUUAAGGUCACGAUUCGAAGCAUUCAUCUCAACCCUACCAUUUUUUUCUUCAACUUAAUUUCAGCUCACCCGACUUUCACUUUUUUUUAUACCUUCACUUUUCAUUUUUUUUCCCCCUCAUGUUCCUUCAAUCAGGUAAAUUUUGACACUUUUUUAUAUAAUUAUGGUAUAUAGAUAUUUUCCUUGUUGUUGUUAAUAAUUUUCUUCAUGUUUGUGCAGUCUUCAGUGUGUGUGUGUGUGUGUGUGUGUGUGUGUGUGUGUGUGUGUGUGUGUUUAUAAAUAUAGCUCUGUCUUACCAUAUAUACGUCCCCAAUUGUGUGUGUGUGUGUGUGUGUGUGUGUGUGUGUGUGUGUGUGUGUGUGUGUGUGUGUGUGUGUGUGUGUGUGUGUCUUUGCUUUGGCCAGAUGCUACGUAAUAGUUAUGGAGUAUUUAUUUUUGUAUACAGUAUUGUAGUCACUAUCUAAUGUAUUGCCCACGAGAGCUUUUUAAAUAUAUUACAAUGAUUAUUC
Molecule: messenger RNA, 2122 nt
Organism: Eriocheir sinensis (Chinese mitten crab)
Lineage: Eukaryota; Metazoa; Arthropoda; Malacostraca; Decapoda; Varunidae
Product: cilia- and flagella-associated protein 251-like
Exons: 3
Coding region: 139-1080 (313 amino acids)
Source: RefSeq, a predicted model, not a curated record